AGAGUUCGGUGGCGUCGGUGCUGCUGCGGUAAACAGAACCACGCACGCCAGGUUUGACCGUGUUCAGGUUCGGCUGAAGUUCGGACCGGUUUCCUUUAAGCAUCUGGACCUUAACGAGGCUGAACCAGCAGAACUCGGAGCAGAACUCGGUCCAAACAGGUUCGGGAGGAUCAGAGACGCUUGGCGGCGGCUGCAUGGGGAUCUGGACUUGAUGCAUGUCUCUGUUGCAUGACUGCAGCGAGUCUUGUUGUGGGACUGAGAGCGCACGGCGUCUACCAUGGCCCAGACCGUGCACGUGAACGGCAGCGAACCAGAACGAGCCCAAACAUGCCCGAACACUGGUGAUAAGGACUCCUACUAUGUUGAAACUCCUUAUGGUUUCCAGUUAGACCUGGAUUUCCUGAAAUAUGUCGAUGACAUUGAAAGAGGAAACACCAUCAGGAAGCUGAGUAUCACAAAAAAGCCCAAAGUGGCCAAACCUCAAGGUGGUAUCUGUGAAGUUGGCAGCCGGCCUGAAUGGACCUCCACAGACUCGCUGUCCUCAUCCAACAGCGACGGCAAACAGUCCCCGGUCUUCUUCACCUCUAGGCCUCCAGAUGCUCCUCUCCUGACCCCCACCCUCUCCAAGACGACCUGUGAACUGCCCCCACAUCAGUCCUUCUUGGGUGUUUCAAAGCAGAAGCAGCAGCUUCCACCUCCUUCACCAAAGUUGGCCUCGUGCCACAACCCCCUGGUGGAGAAGACCCUGAUGGAGACUCGGCGCCGUCUUGAACAGGAGCGACUCCUCAUGCAGCCACAAAGUGAACCGCUGAUGCCCCGGCGUCGCCUCGCCAGCUUUGGUGGAAUGGGCUCCAGCAGCUCGUUGUCAUCUUACUCUGGUUCUGUUGGCCCGAGCCAGGUCUCCCCCAAUCCCCACCAGCAACUGCCAAUCAACAGCCUGUCUAACGGAGAGUAUAACCAUUACUACCCCCCAUCGAUGGGCAGCUCCAUUCGCCACAGCCCCAUGAGCUCCGGCGUGGCGACCCCAGUGACCAAUGUCAGCCCGCUGCAGCUGCAACAGAUCCGAGAGCAGAUGGUGGUGGCUCUGAAGAGGCUGAAGGAGCUGGAGGAGCAGGUGAAAACCAUUCCUAUCCUUCAGGUCAAGAUUGCAGUCCUCCAGGAAGAGAAACGGCAGCUGGCUGCUCAGUCCAAAAAUCAAGGCUUCCGGAAACGCUCGUACAGCGUAGGCAGCGCCAACCAGAUGGAGAACCCUGGUUCUAUCCAAAAGGAAACCGAGCUUAAGAUUGUUGAGCCAGAAAUCCAGGAGCAAAGCUCUCAGCAGCUGGAUGAGUUCAGACGUCUGGCUGCUGAGGUCCAAGCUCUCGAGAAGACCUCCAAGGAGAAUAAUGAAAACCUCCUGCAGAGCCAAGCUCUCCAAAGAACCAUCGGUGUUGUGACAGAUGAAAACAUGAACAGUGUCUUCUCUCAGAAGAAGCGGCAAACAGAGCCCAGGUUAAAGGAUGUAGGGGUGUUGACGGACCGGCUGGAGGUCCGGAGUGUGGCAGUUGUUGUGACCGAGACCAUGCUGGGUGUGACCAGUGAGGCUGAGAAAGAGGUCGAGCUCCAGCAGCAGACCAUCGAAGCCCUCAAAGAGAAAAUCUACCGGCUGGAGGUGCAGCUGAAAGAAACCACUCACGAGAUGGAAAUGGGGAAACUAAAACUGGAGCUCCACACAGCAGGGGGGUCCAGCAGGAAGAGGGCAGACAAAGGUCUGAUGGUCAGGCCAGAGACAUACCACGCCUGCGUGGAGGCCAGAGUCCAGGUGCGCCAUCAGGGCGUGGGCGACCACGUGGAGUUCAGCCACAUCGGCACAGAUCAAACUCUACAGACCAACACUGUGGGUGUGUCCUGUCGGCCCAGCGUGCGGAGCGUUUCCAUGGGACCAGACCUCCCAAUGGACCGGUGGGUGGUGCGGGAGCGUGUGGAAGUCCAGGACCAAUGUGUGGGGCGGCGGGUGGAGGUGUGCCACCAGCAGGUUGGCGUGGAGCUGAGUGUUUCAGAAACAGGCGUUAACACAGAUGAGACUGUGGACAGUUUGAACCUCCGUAGAGACGAGUUGCAGCAGAACAAAGAGUCCCGGUCAGUUGGCUGCGGAGACUGUUCUGUGGACGUGAUUGUCAGUCCGGUCAAGGUGCUGGUGUCACAAGGAACUGACCCAGAUUUUGUCCCUAAGGUGGACUCAGGAAUUCUGGCUGUUCCUGAAUCAGCGACGCAGCAGACCGGUACCGAUGUGGACGUAACGAGCUGUUCCACCAACACACAGACGGCCGAGUUAACGGACUCGUUCACCAACAUGGAGCUGAUGAUCUGCGAUAAACAAACCAACACGGCAGCACCGGAAACCAGAACCGUCGCUGCAGGAGAUGGACUUGUUAAAGACAACCCCACAACAGCCAAAACCCGUUCAGUGGCCGUGGGAACCAUCACAGAUCUGGGGUCGCUUCUUGGCAUAUCCAGUUCAACUAGAACCAAAGAGUGUGGGGUGGGUCCACUCAGCAUCCACGACAACUCCCUGAUUGGCCUCAAAACACGAAACAUCGCGUGCGGUCCUUCCCAGGCGGCUGAAUCUGUGCUCGGCAGAGAGCCGAAGACUGCAUCUGCGCCACUGCAGCCUGAAGGUGGCGCCGGACUGGACCAUUACAUCGAGAGGGUCCAGAAGUUGCUGCAGGAGCAACAGAUGCUGCUGGCGGAGAACUACAGCGAGCUGGCCGAGGCUUUCGGACAACCUCAGAGCCAGUUCGGCUCCAUCAACAGUCAGCUGGUCAGCACACUGUCCUCCAUCAACUCUGUGAUGAAGUACGGGAGCGCCGAGGACAUCCUGGAGCUGAGCUCGGACUCCUGCAGAGCGAGUGUUCAGCAGGUCCAGGUGUCGGGCGCCGGAACCGAGCGCGCUCAGGCUGACCGGACCUCAUCGCACCUGAACCCGGCAGAAAAUCCUGAACUCACAGCUGAGCAGAAGAGUCGCAUGGACCUGCAGAUGUCUACAGCACUACAUGGAGAGGCGUGCAGCCAGAACCCCUUGAAGUCCAUCAUGAAGAAGAAGGAUGGACAAGCCGACCCAAACGGCACCAAGAAGAACCUGCAGUUUGUUGGAGUGAACGGAGGAUAUGAAACUACAUCCAGUGACGACUCCAGCUCGGAGGACAGCAGCUCCUCAGAGGACGAGGACGACGAGAAGGACGAGGACGAGUAUGGGGACGAAGGAGGAAGGAGUGACGGGGAGGAGUUCCAAAACAAAGGAGCAGAGGAGGUGAAGGAUGACGAGGAGAGGUUAAAGGAUAAGAGGGAGAGGUUCCAGCUGAGCGACAAGAUGUUGUCUGCUUGCAACGUUCUCCUCACGUCCCUCAGCGACUCCAAGGCUGUGAGCGGCAAAGAUCUGAGAGCGUGUCUCAAUACGGUGCAGCACGAGUGGUUCCGAGCCUCCAGCCAGAAGGCGGCGUCUGCGUCGAUGGUGGAGGACUACCUGGUGGCGUUUGAGGCCGUCUCGCCGGCCGUGCUGCGCCACAUCGCCAACAUGGCCGACGGUAACGGCAACACGGCGCUGCAUUACAGUGUUUCGCACUCCAACUUCCAGGUGGUGAAACAGCUGCUGGAUGCAGACGUGUGCAAUGUGAACCAGCAGAAUAAAGCGGGGUACACUCCCAUCAUGCUCGCUGCUCUGGCGGCCGUGGAGACGACGAAGGACAUGAGCAUCGUGGAGGAGCUCUUCAGUAAGGGGGACGUGAACGCUCGAGCCAGUCAGGCCGGUCAGACGGGUCUCAUGCUGGCUGUCAGCCACGGCAGGAUGGACAUGGUCCGGGCCCUGCUGGCCCACAGCGCCGACGUCAACAUCCAGGACGACGAAGGCUCCACGGCCCUGAUGUGCGCCAGUGAACACGGCCACGUGGAGAUCGUCAAACUUCUGCUGGCCCAACCGGGCUGCGACGCCACGCUCAGCGACGGCGAUGGGAGUAACGCUCUGUCCAUCGCUCUGGAAGCAGGACACAAAGACAUCGCCGUGCUGCUUUAUGCGCACGUGAACUUCUCCAAAGCCCAGUCACCGGGAACGCCUCGGCUCAGCAGGAAAACCUCCCCCAGCCCGACCCGGCGAGGCAUCUUUGAUUAGACUCCGCCCCCUCAGCUGAUGAACGCUGCGCUGCUAUUGGCUCUCACUGAACGAAGCCUCCCGUCACUGGAUCAGAACCUUAAUCCCACCAAUCAUCCAUUCACAUGUUAUAGUUAUAUUUUUAUAAGUUCUGGAUCCAACUGCUGCCACCGCGAGCCCAAAGUGUCCUUGUAUGAAUGUGACCACCAGGUGCCUGAACCGCUCCAGGUUCUGCCCCCCCCCCCCCACUUUUGUUGUUGUUUAUGCCUGUGUCAAUCAUUUAGGAGUAACCAAAACUAUUUUUACCAUCAAAUGUACACACACACACAGAGAGAGGAAGUAUUUUGUGUACAAACGGUUGUUUGUCCAGUUUGGAUGAGACGUGCGAGGAGGAUCUGGACUUUUCUCUAAACCUUUUGUAAUCUAUUUAAAAAGACGAAGCCAGUAUUUUAAUAGUUGCUCCAGUCCAUGAAGUGUGUAUUUAUCAGAGUUUAGUCUGAAUGCAGGUGUGUAUUUGUACAUACGGAGGUUGUUGUUCUUCACCGGUUUGUGUUCAAUGUUGGCUAAGAUCUCAUCUAACGAUUCGUAU
Molecule: messenger RNA, 4712 nt
Organism: Nematolebias whitei (Rio pearlfish)
Lineage: Eukaryota; Metazoa; Chordata; Actinopteri; Cyprinodontiformes; Rivulidae
Gene: kank1a
Product: KN motif and ankyrin repeat domains 1a
Exons: 12
Coding region: 278-4144 (1288 amino acids)
Biological process (GO): negative regulation of actin filament polymerization
Cellular component (GO): cytoskeleton; cytoplasm
Molecular function (GO): protein binding
Source: RefSeq, a predicted model, not a curated record